Messenger RNA from Hibiscus syriacus, 851 nucleotides. RefSeq names its product phosphatidylinositol N-acetylglucosaminyltransferase subunit P-like. Lineage: Eukaryota; Viridiplantae; Streptophyta; Magnoliopsida; Malvales; Malvaceae. The coding region runs from base 142 to 789 and encodes 215 amino acids. The transcript has 5 exons. The record is from RefSeq and is a predicted model, not a curated record.
CAGAGCCAACGCCUCUGCUGUGAAUGGGUCUUUAGCAUUUCUUAAGUUUUCUCUGAUCUCUUGCAAGAUAGCUCUGCUGUUUACCAUAAAAAGUACACUGUUUUGGAUUCUAUAAUAAUAAAAAGAAGGGAAGAAAAACCAAUGGAAGAGCCCCAUUCAAUGAACAGUCCAAGGACAAUCCUUAGUUUUUCAAAAAGAGGAAGAACAACGACAGCCUCUGUCUCAUUCGUUGAUCCAAAUGAUGAAAAAUCAAAUUCCGUGGAACAUGGUCCAAAACCUUCUGAAGUUUAUGGAUUUGUUGGUUCCAUUACGACUGUUGUUGCUACAGCUAUUUAUUUAGCAUGGGCAUAUAUUCCUGAACCUUGGUUACAUUCAAUCGGGAUCUUCUAUUAUCCUAGCAGGUAUUGGGCUUUGGCAGUUCCAACUUAUGCUAUGGUGAUAAUAGUUCUAGCUGUCACAUUUUAUAUCGGCCUCAACUUCAUGUCAACCCCUCCACCAACUUCAUUAACCACAAUGUUUGAGAACCUUCGAGCUUUUUGUCUCAUAUGGAGGGAGAUGAGCAGCCAAUUGAACCCAUAUCCGAUCUUGGGAUCGACAAGAUUAAUGUUCUCAUGUUCGAUGAUACUAAAUGACACGUCCACUCUAGUCGUUCAUCGAUACUGCCUCUCCAUUAUUGGGUCUGGAAAGCAUCCACGCUUCUCUUUAAACCGGAUUAGCUGGCAAGUUUUGAAGAAUUUGUCAUGCAAUUUCUUAUUGUUUGAGGCAAAAAAGGUUUGUAUUAGGGUUUAGGAGAUGUAUUUAUGAGAUGAAUCAAUUUACCUUCACUCUGUGACAUAAGAUUGAGGAGUUUU